AAAUCCACUCCACCAGCGCUCACCACCUGAACACACCGCCCGCCGCUGCUAUCCCGUCCCGACCCCUGGAGGAGAGGAAAACGCCAGCAGCAGCAGCAGCAGCUCCGCACCGCAGCACCACCACUGCUGCCUCUCGCCUGCACGGUAACAUGGUUUGCAGGGCUCGGCUGCUGUAGCCAAGGGGCCACUUAGUCUGUCACUCAGUCCGCGUGGAUGUGCGCGAGUGUGCGGUAACAAGCAGCAGUAGUAAAGCAGACGGAGAUCCCGCGCCGCUGUGCAUCAGGAGCACCGGAGGAAAAGGCGUCCGGAGCCGAGCCGAGCCGAGCAUCCCUGCACCGCUGCCCGCCCGUCCUGCACACCGGCCCCGCUGAACCGGAGCAGGGACACCCUCCUCCCCGCAACAGACACAACCUCGGCUUUACCGGGUGGGGAAAGCGGCCUGGCUAGUGCUGUAGUCACCGUUCUCGUCAAGGAAACCAAGAGUCCUGUCCCGUUGCGAUGGGGAAACAGAACAGCAAGCUGAGGCCAGAGAUGCUGCAGGACCUCCGGGAGAACACAGAGUUCUCAGACCACGAGCUGCAGGAGUGGUACAAGGGUUUCUUGAAGGAUUGCCCCAGUGGUACCCUGAAUGUGGAGGAGUUCAAGAAAAUCUACGCCAAUUUCUUCCCCUACGGCGACGCCUCCAAGUUCGCAGAGCACGUCUUCCGAACGUUUGACACCAACAACGACGGGACGAUAGACUUCCGGGAGUUCAUCAUCGCCCUGAGCGUGACGUCACGGGGAAAGCUGGAGCAGAAGCUGAAAUGGGCCUUCAGCAUGUACGACCUGGACGGAAACGGGUACAUCAGCCGCGAUGAGAUGCUGGAGAUUGUACAGGCCAUCUACAAGAUGGUGUCAUCUGUGAUGAAGAUGCCAGAGGAUGAAUCCACGCCGGAGAAGAGGACGGAUAAGAUCUUCAGACAAAUGGACCUCAAUAACGAUGGCAAAUUGUCCCUGGAGGAGUUCAUCAAAGGUGCCAAAAGCGACCCCUCCAUCGUCCGGCUACUCCAGUGCGACCCCAGCUCGGCCUCCCAGUUCUGAACCCCUCGCCCUGCUACGACCCUUUCCCCCUCACCCUCUCUGUUGCUGUUGAAACAGUCACUCAAAUCAAUGCAUGAUGGUUCUCCUCUCAUAUCAUCUCUUUUUUGUUCAUUGUUGUGUGCGAGGAUUGAGGCGGGAUUUUAAGGAGGAUAAGAAAAGCCAUCACUAUCAUUUUGCUUUCAUUUUUUUUUUUUUUUGAUAUUUGGGAAAACUGAAGGGACAUGCGUACAGUUAACCACCAGGCGUCAGUGGUGUCCGCUAAUGUUCCCGAAUAUCUCUCUCUCUCUCUCUCUCUGGAAAAAUGGAUUUCCAAGGAGCUCGUGACAAAGUGUGGAUUUUUUGCAGGGUGGGGAUUGCUGUUUGUCCUCCAACACACAUGUACAUCAUGUAUAUACUGUAUGUCUCUGUAUAUCACAAGACAAAGUUUGUCUUCGUGUAUGGUUCACACACUCUCUGGCAUUGAAAAGGCAGUAUUAUGUAGCGCAGCUUCCUGGUCUGAUCUGAAUGGGUGGUCUGGGUGUAGGUGGAGGGGGUGGGGGGGUUUAUUGGGAUUUUACUGCUAUAUGAUCUUUCGCUGAGAAAAAGAAGGCCUGAGAUCCCAUUAGCUUUUUAUUGAUAACUACUGGCAUUUUGCUGAUGUUUUUUUCUUCUUUCAUUUGUACAUAUUGUUUACCUCCUUCAUACUGUUUUAUUUAUUCAUUUUUAUUCGUAUUGUUGUGCUUUGAAUUUGACCGUAUUCCAGUUUACAGUGACAGAGAGAGAGAACAUGUGAGAGGAGAUUGAUCUCUUUGGGAGUUGGUGGAUUUGUUAAAGUGGAAGAUUCCGAGGCUCUCGUGGCAGAAGCGGAUCCCAUAAUGCUUUUGAUCAACGACACCAGUAGCACACAUCGUCUGAGCCGCCAUGUGUUUAUAAAGCAUGGCUGUGCAUUCGGUGUGAAUGCAUGUGGAUAUAUGCACUGUGUGCCCGCGGCUAACUUCUACAGUAUUAUAAUGUUGUGUUGUUUCUUAAUUUGUAAGUAUUUUGAAGUUCUUUAACAACGAGCAGUAAACUUCUGAGGUAGUCGUAACCUGUCACUAUACUGCAUGAUCCUACGAACUGACUAAAUCCACACAAACUGUUAACGCACAUCGCCAUCUUUUUGUAGCUCUGCAGCCUCUUCAGCAUUGUACCCGGCGGAAAUGAUCGAGUAUUUGUCUUGCUUUGGGGCCCCCCCCCCCCCCCCCACCACCCCUCAACCUCUCCCCCUUCCUCUGACAGACAGAGAACUCACUAAGGGCUCGUUCAUCACUCUCUAGCUGAAUGCUUUUAUUACCUCCUGGAUUAGUCUGCUUGCAGAGCAGUAAGAUGAAGGGACUUGUUUCAUGAGAUACUUAUUCUGAUUCGAGUUUUCAGGGUUUCCAGACAUACAGCAGUCAGAUCAGUGGCCGCGUUUACACUACAUUCAUUUAUUAGCCUAAUAUUUGGAGCGCCAAGGAAGUGGAAGACGUCGAGACACGACACCCAAUCAAUCUCUCCAACGCAAAGGGAAGACACGAAUGCGACAUCCUUCAGAAUAGAAUACCAUGCACGUGUAAACACAGCCGCUGGUUGCAGGAAUAGCAGCACCACUCCCGUGAUUGUCAGGUCACUGUUGCCGUCUUCUGUUUUUUGAGGUUAACCACAAAACAAACUCCGUUUGUGAAGCAGCGAAGCAUUGGGCAGACUGGGACAGUUAUGCACUCAUACAUCAUUCUUUUAGGAAGGGACCUUCAGGUUCUUUACUUCUAUAGGCUGAUGCAGUAUAAUGUAGAAGUGUUACGUGUUUAAAAGUGGUGGAAUGUAAUUAAAUACAUUUACUCGAUUAUCGCAGCAAUAUUCUUUUAUGCUGCUUCAUAUUUCCGCUCUGCUACAUUCCAGAGGGAGAUGUACAUUUGACUGCAGUACAUUGACCUGAUAACUAUAGUUAGUUACUUUUUAGAUUAAAAUGUUACACUCAAUACAAAUCAGUUCAUAAAUCAUAUUGCAUUCUUAUAGAUUAAACUGCCCCAAAGUAUAUAAAACAGUUCGUAUUAGCUUCAUUUUAAGGUUCAAUGUUUAAUCUAUAAUUUAAAAGUCCUUCUGAAAAGGCUUCGUUGAAAUCAUUUCAGGUGGUUUAGCAGCUCCACAAAGGUUUGGACAGACUUCCCUUGGCACUGAAUGACGUCUCUGUCUGCCACGUGAGAUAAAAACAACUCAGAGGGAUACAUCUCGUUUAGCUAGUUAGCGAAGAGCACCUGUUAUAGCGGACUUAACCGACAAACGUGUGAUUUAUAUCAGCCCAACACUUCACUACCUCACAAACUGAAUUACUGUGUGGGCAAAGUGAACCUCCCAAUGAGAGCUGUGCUGGUGCAGCUGCAGCCACACGACAUUGGGCCUGACCUUAGGCCUGCCCUUGAAGUAACUUAUUCCAAACAUUUGCACAGGCGCUUCCUAAUGAGCCGCACCUCUGCUGUGGGGAUCUUAUAGUGUCACUGCCUUCUGCUGGCAGGAUAAGGAACACCAGUUGCUACCGUCUGAUCCACUACAAUUUAACCCCUUUUCUAUUCUCACUGCCUCUGAUGAACUGGUACCUUGUGUUGGAUAAAUACGCCGCAUUCAUUCUUUCUUUCCUUCUUCCUUCCUUCCUUCCCUCUUUUUCCUUGCUUCAUAUUUUUUUGUUGCAUGAAAACCUCACGUGAGGAUUGUCAUGUUUGUUCCGUUGGACCUGAAAAUCAAAAUAUACCUAUGUGUUUCAAA
Anarrhichthys ocellatus (wolf-eel) is the source of this 3837-nucleotide messenger RNA. RefSeq names its product hippocalcin (gene hpca). Bases 499 to 1080 code for a protein of 193 amino acids. The transcript is spliced from 5 exons. The record is from RefSeq and is a predicted model, not a curated record. Gene Ontology annotation, molecular function: calcium ion binding. Lineage: Eukaryota; Metazoa; Chordata; Actinopteri; Perciformes; Anarhichadidae.